This is a messenger RNA of Drosophila ananassae, 828 nucleotides long. Its product is annotated as salivary glue protein Sgs-3. The transcript has a single exon. The record is from RefSeq and is a predicted model, not a curated record. Lineage: Eukaryota; Metazoa; Arthropoda; Insecta; Diptera; Drosophilidae. The coding region runs from base 82 to 693 and encodes 203 amino acids.
AUUUAAGCAAAUGUCCACCGAUGAUCUCCAUUUAGUUGUCGAUUGGAGGUACAUCUAAAAAGACGAGAAAAAAUAUUAAAAAUGCGUGCGACUACUUUGGUGUUCGGUCUGCUCUUCGUGGCCAGUUGCUCGAUGGUCUUGGCCAGGCCUCAGGAUCAGGAUAGUUCCAGCACCACCACCCCCAGCACCACCACAACUAGCAGUACUACUCCCAGCACCACAACUACUACUACUACCACUACUACUACUCCCAAGCCAACAACGACAACUACAACCACAACGGAGAAGCCCAAAUCGGAGUCUACCACUGCCAGUACUACGACUACCUCCACUACUCCCAGCACCACCACUAGCUCCACCACUCCCAGCACUACGACUAGCUCCACCACCCCCAGCACCACCACCACAACUACCACCACCACCACUCCUAAGCCCGAUGAUGAGGCCGAGAAGCUGCUGAAACAGUGCGAGGAACUGAAGCGACGCCACAAGCGCGGCAACUCCUCCUCCUCCGAGGAGGACGACAGCGGCGAGAAGAAGUCCGCCAAGAAGGAGCGCAAGCAGCUGAAGAAGCUCUGCAAGCAACUGAAGAAGCAGCAGGAGAAGAAACAGGAGCGGGCCCAGCAGUCGGCCCUCUCGGAGCUCUCCGACGCCCUCAAGAACUACGCCCAGAAACAGAAGCAGAAGAACUAAGAGACAUUCUCUUAAAUUUAUUUUAAUUUAAGCUCUGCUCCUUAAACAUAAAUUAAUUGAUUUUUUUUUUUGUUGCUUAAGUGUAAAAAUUUUUUAAAAAGAAAUAUAAAUAAAUUAAAUAUGAAUUUACUUUAA